UCAAAUUAAAAAUGGCGGAAAACGUAAACAUUCUGUCGCGGUUUUCAAAGCUUCCAGACAAGAAUCAAGCCACUGCUUUGGUAAGUCAAAACAAACCGGGAACUAAGAGAAAACCAGUUUUGGUUUUCCUUGGUCCUCUACUGUAUUCUUACUCUUUCACGAAUGACUUCUACAAUCAGCUUAUUGUUAUUUCAGUUUGUGGGUGUCAAGGGAAUUGGAAAGCACCUCGUUGCAAGAUCUACGCUAGCUGUUCACACUGAUUUCUCUGUACAAAUGUAGGUCUGGUUUAAUCUUAUUCUUAUUUUAGUUCUACUGGAGAUAUUUUGAUAGGAGUCUUAGCUAGAAAAAGUCGCGCUACAUGCAUAAUCUUCAACUUAACGAGGGACGUGGGUGAGAUCAUAUCAGAGAGUGGAUAUUUAUUUGUAUUUGUGAACUUUUUAAAUAGUUUUCUUAUUAUUAACAGCCGUAUUUCUACUGGUCUGCCAUUGCCAGAGGACAGUGAGAACGCAAGGCCAAGAAUUGAUUUUAUAGUGCUGUUUGUUGACUUGACCAAUAACUUGAGGUACAAUGUAAUAUAAUGAAUACAAUCUUUCAAUUGAUACCCCCAGUAGAGUUAACAGGCAAGGCAGGGUACAUUGGAAAGGAUCAAAAUGCUGUAUUACAUCUGUUCCAUAAUAUCAUGUGUACAGCAUCUUGCAGGGCUGUCACUAAGAUUUCAAGUUGCCCGGUAAAUACAACAAGUGGGCGGGGAAUCAAACAGCUGGGGAUUUCUUUUGGUUCUAGUUUUCUUCUAUUUUCCUUUGAAAGUAGCCGGGGGAAAUCCGCGGCCCCCACCUCUAAAUGACAGCCCUUAGCUUGAGAGCCUGGGGAUCAAGGGAAUGAGGUAGCUUUGAAUGAAAAUAGGCAUGUUCUGUUUUAAUUCAUAAUCCAAAUGCCAUUUUUCUGGUGGGAGGGGGUGGGGUUAAAAUUCAUCUUCAUAGUAAAGAUCCAAGAGAUUCAAGAAUUUGUCUUGGAGUGUUUUUGCCAGCUCUGAAACAAAUGUUACAAAACAUUCUUAAAAACUGACUUUAUUACUGAGUGGCUAUUGGGGGCAUGUACUCAAAUCUGCAACACCAUCCGUGUUGCAGCGUGUACAUGCAAACUAGGGUACUUUUAUCUCAAGGGAGGGUUACUCUAAGAAUUCUUGGGUAGAGGUGUGCUGGAAGGACCCUGAAAUCUUUGACUGAGACCAAGCUCUACUGCAAUGUUGCUACCCUAUUCUAGAUUAGCCAGCAAAAACCCUCCCCCUUCCCCCCCAACCCAGACUAAAUACAUGUAGAAACAAAAAACUCACAUUGCUUUAACUUAUUUUUCUCAUUAAGUUUGGAAACAAUCAAAGCUUCAGUCAAACACAUGGACAUUGACUACUUUCUGGGCCAUUGCUGCUUUGUAGUAGUGCAAGGUAUGUUUCCUUCUCCUUGUGAUGAGAUACCAUAGCUGCUGCUUCUCAGAGAGGAAUCACCAUCUCCUGAUCAAACAUGUACUUAUUACCAGCCAACCCAGGACAGUGAAGCACCGGGCAUUUGCACAACAACAUUUACAAUUCCCCGGAACCCAUCCAAGAAAAAUAAUUAUUUCCCCAUAAGAGGCUAGCUACCAUCACCCCUUUCCCUGGAGGCAAUAGUUUGUUCAGAUGAAUUCCAAGGCACAUCCAGAUUGCAAGGAAAUGUUCUUCUUUUUUCACUAAAAAUACUUUUUUGUAAUGUAAAGGGUUGAAAAAAAUAAGCAAAUAAAGUGCACACGUCUACUGCACCUGAUGAAGUUCAAACUUUUAGUUUGUAAGUCAUGGACAACAUUGUUGUUGUAGGAUUCAUUGUAUUCUUCCUUUACUGCUAGGUGCAUUCAAAAUCGCACUCCAGUCUUUUUCCUCCUAUCGCAUGCAUUCUGAAUUGAGGGCUUAGGAUUAGUUGCAGGGGUUUCAUUCACUGAAUUGAAACUAUUUUGAGGAGAACAGAAUGUUAAAAUAAUCACUGCAACAUUUAAUAUGACCAAGCCAAAACAACAAUCAUUAACGAACGUGUCUGCCCCCUUUGUUUCUGUCUUGAAAAGGCAUUUAACAUUAUACUCAUUUGUCUCUUUUUCAGCCAAAAAUGAAGCCAAACAUGCUGUUAGCAUCCAGGAAGUAACAAGCCUUGCUGACAGCUUUGAUUCACCUUUAAUUUGUGCAGACUUGAGGGUGAGUUUAAGAUCUGAGCCGUGAGAUCUUCUAUAAAAUGCCCACUCCCACUGAAAUAAUUACCCUGCAUGUGUACAGUGUAGUUUCUCACUUGCGGUUGCUGGAUAAUCUCAUGUGAAGAAACGCCAAGAAUUGUUGGUGUAAGCAAUAAGAAGGGUAAAGCUAGCCCUGACCAGUUGCAUAGAAAGUUUUGCUGUCCUGAUAAGGGGGGCUAAAGCCUAAAAAAAUCUAAAAAAAAACAUUCUUGAUAGUUUGAAAUUGUCUAUUAAAAAGAAUAAAAUCAAUUUAGGCCCAGAUGCCACACCACUCAUGUAACAAACAUAAUUGACAGGUUAGGUCAAGCAAAGCGGUGUUUGAAUCACCUCAACCCACCUGACCAAGGUUCAGACAUUAGAUAGCGCUAACCACUGGAUAAAUCACUAUCCAGCAGAUAAGAAUCAGGCAAACCAAUUGCACCAUCCAGUGGAUAGCAUUAUCCACCUUUUGAACAUCUGGGGCCUGGUUUAGUUGUUGCAGUGUCAAGUUCAAUAGAUGUUGUAUUAUUCUAGGCCCAGACCAGGAUAUGAUUUUAAUUCCUCCUGUGAUAUGGAGCGAUGUCUUUUGACUGGUUUGACACAAGUAUGCAAUUUCAAACACUCUUUUUUUUCCAAAGUCAAACUUCCUCAAAUCAGGUUCAAAACAAAGUGGCAUGGCCUUUGAACCAGCUGAAUUGCAUUUAACAUAAAUUUUUGGUUUUUUUGUUUAAGAUCUCAGCUGUGAGAUCUUCUAUAAAAUGCUUACUCCCACUGAAAGAAUUACCUUGCAUGUGCACAGUGUAGUUUCUCACUUGCAGUUGCUGGAUAAUCUCAUGUGAAGAAACCCCUAGAAUUGUUUGUGUAAGCAAUAAGAAGGGCAAAGCUAGCCCUGACCAUUUAUUGCAUUAUUUUAAACGAUAUAUAUUUUUUAGUUUUUCCAUUUCUAUCUAUCAUAUUUUAGGCCUCACUUUCUUAAUCAGAAUAGAGAGACUGACGUUAGAAUAAUGAUUUUUUUUUAAAAUUUGCACAGAAAGAGGAAGACAUCAAAUUCUUGUCAACAAAACUUGUUCACCUUCUUCAAGUAUCCCGUGGAUUCUGUGCAGAUGUCACAACGUUACUACUGGACACAACAAGGAAAUCAUUUGUGUUUGAGGAUGAAUUAAAUGGCAUGAUAGAGUAA
Messenger RNA from Porites lobata, 3409 nucleotides. The record is from the annotation of a GenBank genome assembly. NCBI's taxonomy places the organism in Eukaryota, Metazoa, Cnidaria, Anthozoa, Scleractinia, Poritidae.